Messenger RNA from Lachancea nothofagi CBS 11611, 774 nucleotides. Lineage: Eukaryota; Fungi; Ascomycota; Saccharomycetes; Saccharomycetales; Saccharomycetaceae. The record is from the annotation of a GenBank genome assembly.
AUGCUGACAAUUUCUAGGCAGUUUUGCGGCCGAGCUUAUAGCCAAGUUUCGAAAAGAAUGUUUAGCAGCCGCACACCGCAAGCUUUUAAUAGUCCAAAAACCCGAAAUUCGAAGUUUGAUAAGAGCAUGCUCAAACCAGCCCUUGUCGUAGUUCUUUUCGGGUCCAUGCUGACCAGUGUUAUGGAGCAGCAAAAGAAAAACGCGGAGCUUGAGAGACGCUACGCCAUGAAGAUUGGAAUUCUCAAAGAUUUGAUAACCAAAAUCCAAAAUGACGAAAGUGCUUCCAUCGACGUCGACCACGAAUUGGCGCUCGUAAACAAAUUGUUCAAGCGCUUCGAGCGUUCCAAAUACGUAAGUCUUGAGGAAGAAGCUAUCAAGAUACGAGAAUACAAUGCAAAAGCCGAUUCCCUGAGCCAACAAGAAGUUAUGAAGAGGCUCAACGGACAGAAACCCACAGAUGACGACGCAUCACUACGAGACUUGUUUCGGGAUAUAAUGAAAGAUAUGGACGACGAGUCUUCGUUGCAACAAUACCAAAAAAUAAGCAGCCAAGCAGACCAUGAUAAAGCACCACCUAAAAAAGCAGUUCCCGCGCUCCCAAAUGGAACCACUGAGUCGGAGAUUCAAACAAAUGACGAGUUGCUAACGAAAGAAGCUCAAAAUGAGAAGGAGAGGCUCAAAUACAGGCCUUCCACAGAAUAUCACGUCAUUGUCGAAACUCCAGGCGAGUACAGCUCUUCUGCAGAAGACAUGAAAGUAUCCAAGUUUUUGUGA